Molecule: messenger RNA, 2022 nt
Organism: Adelges cooleyi (spruce gall adelgid)
Lineage: Eukaryota; Metazoa; Arthropoda; Insecta; Hemiptera; Adelgidae
Product: kelch-like protein 2
Exons: 11
Coding region: 183-1877 (564 amino acids)
Molecular function (GO): protein binding
Source: RefSeq, a predicted model, not a curated record
AAAAAAGUUACUCCUUUUUAUGUGUCAUUUGCUAUAUUAACGUUUGCUGAAUUAAGUUGGGCGUUUUUAAGACAAGUCUAAAAAUCUGAAAACAUAAAUAAGAAAGGCUAAUAUUACAAUCACUAAACAAACUACUUUACAUAGAAAAAGUACAUUUAUAAAAUAACACAAGUACAACAACUAUGGAUGUUAACAUGCAAGAAUAUUUCAAAAACUUUUAUCUAUUCUUAAAGGAAAAAGAAUUUUGUGAUGUAAAUUUAGUUACCGAUGAAGGCUUACAAAUAGCAGCACACAAAAUUAUAUUAGCUUCUGCGAGUUGUGUAUUUUAUACGAUGUUCAAUGGACAGUUUAGAGAGAGAAAUAAAAAUAAGAUUCUUAUAAAAGGCAUGGAUUUUGAAACUUUAGAAUCAAUUGUUAAUUUUGCGUACACGUUUAAACUUGAUGUUAAACAAAAUAAUUUUGAGAAACUAUUGAUGGCUGCCGAAAUGUAUGAUAUAAGUGGUAUAAGAGAAUUGUGUUUCAAAUAUAUUAAAGAAAACAUAAAUCCUACAAAUUGUGUUAGUAUUAUGAAGAUUACCGAGUUAAUACAAUUGAACAAAGAAAUUAAUAGUUUUUGUUGGGCGUAUUUUUUAAAUAAUUUCACUAUGAUUGUGAAUUCGGCUUUAGAAGCGGAACUAUAUGGGUUUCCAAUUGAAGAUGUCCUUAAAAUGAUUAAACAUGAUGAUUUAGUAAUUGAUUCUGAGGAAAAGGUAUUUGAUUUCAUCAUUGGUUGGAUAAGCUAUAACACAAAUGAACGAAAGCAUAUGUUUUUGGAUCUAAUGAAAUGCAUACGGUUGCCUUUAAUUUCAAUUAAAGGACUUAAACGGAUUUGUAAUGAACCAUUGUUAUCAAAUAACAAAGAUUUUAUGAUGGACAUGUUAAAAGAAAUGAACAAUACAAAACCUCUAAAUACACAACGAAGAAUUCCUGCGUCAAAUAUUAUUGUUGCAAUUAAUGGUCCUAUCCCUGGAGAAGAUUCCUGUGUAAAGUAUAUGGAUAUUAAAAACUGUGAUGACUUAAAAUGGAAAUCGAGCGAUCAAUUAUUUUUUAUUCCUCUCCGUUUUCUAACAACGAUGGUACUCUCGGAAAAUGGGAUAAUACUUGCCGUUGGCGGGUUAGAUGAGUCUGGUAAUCAUGUCAAUCUUGUAGAAGAGCUUGAUCUUAAGUCAAAAUCAAAACAAUGGAUUUCUACGAGGCCAUUGAUUCAACCACGAAAAGAUUUUAGUGUUUGUACUCACAAGCAAUACGUCUAUGUUGUCGGAGGCACUGAUUUCUCAAGUGUGAAUCUGUCGAGCUCUGUAGAAUAUUAUGAUAUAAAUUCAAAAGUAUGGACCGAAAUUAUUGAACCAAUGCCCACUGCUCGAGCCUACAGCGGCUCCACAAUAUUUCAUAAUAAAUUAUAUGUUUUUGGUGGAUAUUAUGGUGAUUUUCUUGCGACUGUAGAAUAUUAUGAUUUUGAAAAGAAACACUGGAAACAACUCGAUCCUAUGCCGAUUUGUAAUUAUAACAUUUGUAUAUCACGAAUAGAAAACGUCAUUUAUCUCGUUGGUGGUCGUAGAGCACCUAAACGAGUUUUUAAGUUUGAUUUACAACAUUAUAAAUGGUUUGAAAUGCCUAACAUGAACAUGGACACAUUUGGAGAUUGCUCGAGUGUUGUUAUCAUGAAAAACGACUUAUUCGUGUUUGUGAACGAUGGAGGAACAGUUCAUUGUGAAAGAUAUGACAAAGAAGAAAGACAAUGGAAAUCGGUAGACAGUGCAGGAAAGCAAACAUACAAAUUUUGUAAUAUGAUUACUUUUAAUGAUAUUGCUCUUAAAUCCUACGGUAUAUACUUAUAAUACUAUUUUUUUAUAUUAUUUUGUUGUUGAUGAUACUUUGGGAGAACUUCAUUGUGUAAAAAUAUGGCAUAUAGUUGACAGGGCUAGAGAGCUAUCGAAUGAUUUUUGUUAAAAUAUUAUGGCUUGUAAUGAUGUCACAUAUCAU